Messenger RNA from Paralichthys olivaceus (Japanese flounder), 3343 nucleotides. RefSeq lists its product as uncharacterized. The record is from RefSeq and is a predicted model, not a curated record. Lineage: Eukaryota; Metazoa; Chordata; Actinopteri; Pleuronectiformes; Paralichthyidae.
UGAUGCAUUCAUACACGCGCUCUCACUCACAAGUGCACAGGCGAGGAAACACAGGUAUCAUGACCCUGCUCGAGAACAACCUCCAACAACAGAUGCCUCAUCUUCAACUGAGUCUCUAGGCAGAAUAAACCUCUCUUAAAACAUGAUGAGGAAUCUCUGAGGAACUUUAUAUUCUAUUUUUUUUUUCAACUUAACACAUUUGAAGUUUCCUCAACUUCAGGGAUUGUAACAGCAACAUGAGUGUGAAGAGGAAAAAGGCCGGACUUGUCAUCAGCUGGCACAAGUCGAUCUCCAUCCUGGCUCCUUGGAGGAAAGGGAAAGGAGACAGAGAUGCAGUAUUGGAUAGCGAGGUUGUCCUGACGAAAAUGAAGCUCAUCAGUAACUUCCAUGAGAAACUCCUGAUGUCUGGUGACUCUACGUCCACAAUGUCUACAGUAUCAGUUUCUGAACAGGACAUAUCGGCUCUCACCAAAGCCUCCGAAGUGAAGUCUGGACAGCCUCAGAUGGAGACCAGCUCAGACUACCUGCCUGCCGAUUUCUCAGACUCUCAGCUGCCGAGGUUAUACAAGUUUGAAUCAGAGGACUCUGGAGUGGAUCUUCCAAGUGGUGCUAACUCUCCAUCCACCCCGACAGGCUCUGAGCAGAGCUUUGUGGUUCACAGUCGAGAGACCUCCUGCGAUUCCUCCUGCAACUUAAACUCUGACCCUACCGUUCUCCCUGAUAAACUAGUCAGACAUGCACACAACUCUGAGAUUAAACAGGCAGAGGACUCGGUGGAUAACAGUUUGGGCACAACAGUGAAUACUCAGGACAGUGUGUCCAUACACUCAGAAGAACUCUGCUCUUCAGCUGUGACAGCAGAACUGCACAUAGAUAAGGAUGUGGAUAGAGACCAGAGUAGGGUUUCAGGAGAUAGUCCUGAAGGAGAUGAGAUGUCUGAACAGCUUGAGGAGACCAGGGCUGUAACUGAGAGGACCUGCUCAGAGGACACGAGGCCUGGGAAGCAAUUCUCAACAGGAACCUGUGAUGACAUGUUGGGUUGUGACUUACAGUCAGAGCCUAGAAGGAGGAGUGCGACCAUUGACAGCCUGGAGGAGUACAUGGACGAAUGCUGCAGACUUAGUGAGGCACAGGAAGUGAGUUCCAACCCUCUGGGUUCAGGCCUUGGUUACCUGGAGCACAUCUGCCAGCUCAUCGAGAAGAUCGGCCAGCUGCAGGAGACCAACCUCCGGCUGCAGAGGCAGAUCUGUGGUCUGAAGAAAGACAGCAAGAUGACAAAGACCAAAGAGGACUUUUUCAACCAGCACUGCAGCUGUGGAGCCGCCAGCCUGAGCUUCCAACAAGUUCAGAAGAGACACUCCAGAAGUGAGUGUUUGUCACCCAGUGGAACCCUCUCCGACCUGUCCACCAUCCCUGAGGUCACCCAGCACCCUCUCAUACCAACCAGAAGAGACUUGAGGAGUGAGGGUUUGACACCCGUCCCGCUCUGGAGGAGAAGCUUGAACCGAAGGAGUUACACUGAGGGGGAGGUACGCUUCCUCGGGGACAGCACGGAAGGGCUCUCCAUCCCCCAGCGCAGGCUGAGUGACAACUACACCUGGGGCCGAGUCAAAGACCUGGUGAGGAAAACUAAGCUAAGGAACCAGAGCAGGCUGGGACUGACCUCCGCCUCACUGAAGAUGUCCUGCCCACAACUCUACAGGCCUGAUCUGGGACCAGUAGAACCUGCCAGCAGAAACAGGAACUCCAUGAUUGUCUUGGGCCACCAGAGCAAAAUGGACUUCCCAUGGCUACAAUAAAUAUCCAGAUCAGAUUAAGACGGUCUCACGUGGGGAAGUGACGCAGAGGUGGUUCAAGAGUGGAAGAGAAAAAGGCAGGAAGAGGAAAGACGGAUGAAACUGAGGGAAUUAAAAGAGACGACUCUUGUACGAGGGAUGUAUGAGGAUUGUUUGCUGCUUGUAAAGGAGAAUGAGAUGAGAGUGAGCCUACUGUGCAUUUUGAAUUGUACAUCUACACUGUGACAUACUGUAAAUGAACUGCAUUAUAUUGUAAUAUAUAUUGUCUGUUAAUACUAUUUACACCAGUGUAGGUUCCCAUUCAGACGCUGCAAAAUCUGUAAUAAUCCACCUAAUGUGAAGCAUACACAUAUUUCAUUUUUUUAUAUUUCGACUCUUCAUCUUGUAAGAUGUUGUUAUAUGUGUAUGUGAUGUUGUAUAACUGGCGUGCAUGCAGAGCUAACACGUGCAGUGUGUAUGGACCGUAUGAAACAUACAUCAUGUUAACAUAUGGGCUGAAGAUAGCAUGUCGGACAGAGGGCACAGCCUCUCCACAGGCUGCCGUCUUGACUUGUGUAACAUUUUAAACACCAAAUACUGUGACUGCACAGCAGAGAGUUCUGCUUCAUUUCACUAGAACUCUGAUAAACAGCAGCUUGGCCUAACCCCUGUUAUUCUUCAUUUUCAGCCCAUAAACUCUUACGAUAGAAGGUUUUAUGUUUCUUGACGUGCAGAGCUUGUCUUGGACACCUGAAGCACUGCGAUUUAUCCUCUUUCCCAGUGUUGCUUUAUUGUCGUCUUUCUCUAGACAAGAUGGAGCUAUGGUGACAGAAAAGGCUGAGGGCGUUUAAAUAAUACUUUAUGAUUUCACAUAACUUCAUUAAUACUAAGGCCUCUGACAUCCCAGGAUUAAUGAUAAUCCAACAACAAAGGCAACUCUGAUGCAGUGAUUGGCCGGGUAUUUGCAGAGGGGUUUCCAUUAGACUUUGAAGUUUGAACGUUUUCUCUCAAGCUGUUCACUUUUCAUGUGAACGACCAGGAGCAACAUCGUGAAUGCUUUUGGGGGGGGGGACUAAACCUGAGUGUUGUUCCCCAACGUUUGUUGGAUUUGUCACAUCAAUGGGGGCAAUGAACUCCCGACCUAAGAAUACAAAAUUAUUGAGAUCAGUGCAAACAACACUAGAGAACAAGGUCUAUAUGUACAAAUAUAAGAUUAAAUGUGUGUUAAAAUUUGACUUUUUUGUGCAAAUUUAAGCAUUGGAUUAUUUUUUGCCAGUGACUCUGACACUUGCGUCAUUAUCAGAAAAGAAUUAGAACAUUUAUAUUGUGUUGCUACGGUAGUAUUAUUAUUGCCAUAACACAGAUGGAUACGACAUUGUUAUAUUUACUAAAAGUAUUUACUGUAUACUGUACUAUAAUUCAGUAAAAAAAGGGAUGUGUGUUAAUUUUUUUAAACUGUUUGUGUGUAAAUUAUGAUGCUGAUGUUUAUCUGCAGGACGUCAGACAACUGUAUAUGUUUUAUAUGUAUGGCAUCAAUAUUAAAAUUUAUUUUUCAAAAUAAAGUUAAA